This is a messenger RNA of Dracunculus medinensis (Guinea worm), 708 nucleotides long. The record is from the annotation of a GenBank genome assembly. NCBI's taxonomy places the organism in Eukaryota, Metazoa, Nematoda, Chromadorea, Rhabditida, Dracunculidae.
AUGAAACAAUUUUUCGUUAUCCUUGGGCGGCUUCAGUCACCAAAAAUGGAUAAUGGUUACUACGAAUUAAGUGAUAUAGAACAAUGGACGGUUGUGUAUGGCGGAGUUUGCAUAAGAGGAAAUUCUUCCAGCCAUCGGAAUGAUCCAUUAUGCAUCAUUCCUGAUAUUGAAAAGAACGAGAUUCGAUCCGUAAUUCUGGACGCUGCUUUUCUGCGAUACAAUUGUAAACUUGGCCAUGAUUGGGCAAUUAUCGAAGUGAAACGACCAAUACUUUUUUCUAGAACAAUCAAACCUAUUUGUUUACCAAAACCAAAUCAAGAAAUCAAUGAACUUUUAAUAGUUUUUGGAUGGGGGCGGCAAAACGGCAAGUAUCACUUAUUCAUCGAAGCUAGUCCUCAUUUAAAUGAAAUACCAAUGCGAUACGAUCCGAAAUGUGAAGCACCAUAUAGCGAUAAAAUGCCAACCGAAGUCGAGGACUAUAUUUGCGCUAAAACUAUGGAUAUUAACGAUUAUUCGCUUCCACGAAUUUGCUAUGGACAAAGUGGUUCUGGAAUGCAACAAAGAGAUAGCAAUGGUUUUGCUCGAUUGAUUGGAAUCACAUCUUAUGGUUCAGUUGGAUGUCCACCUAAUGAAUUGGCCAGAUUCACGAGAGUUGAUCAUUAUCUAAGCGAAAUUUGUAUGGCAACUGGAGUAUGUGAUGCUUUUUAA